Fulvia fulva is the source of this 3972-nucleotide messenger RNA. RefSeq lists its product as uncharacterized. The record is from RefSeq and is a predicted model, not a curated record. The transcript has a single exon. Bases 1 to 3972 code for a protein of 1323 amino acids. NCBI's taxonomy places the organism in Eukaryota, Fungi, Ascomycota, Dothideomycetes, Mycosphaerellales, Mycosphaerellaceae.
AUGCUACCUCCUCAGCUGCAGUACAGCCUACGCAAACGAUCGUUAUCGACCGGCUCCCUCGACAUCGUCCGAGCAUCGACUAACUCCAUCCUCCGUGGCGGUGUUGCUUGCUCCCAAACACGCAGCUUCUGGGGUUGGCGUCGAUGUGAUUACACCUCUCACAUCGAUCCGAUGUUUCACCGCUUCGUUCGCUACCGUACAUUGAAGACACGAGCAAAGCUUCUCGACAAGCUACGACGCAAAGGUCGAUGGAACUGGGAUGUCGAGCAACGUCCCUUCUUCAGCCCGAAGCACGUAAGAUUAGCACAUCACAUUGGUCGGCCGAGGUGGCGAUACAGCCAAGAUGGCGACAAGAAGGGUGGUGAGGAAAAUGCCGAAGAAGACAGCUAUGAGCUCAGUCAACGUGAGAAGGAGUGGAAAGACCAGAUGGAGUCCAUGCGUAAGCGUCUCGAGACGGAUCCCUACGAGGCUGUGUUUGGGCGAAGAUUCGAGCCAUUUUGGAGCCCACUAGUCCCCAGCUGGAUGCGUGAGGAAAUGGGUUUAUCCCGCUGGCCGAAGCCGAAGGAGACUCCCAGGGAGAGUGAGUCCACCGCACAGUCAAAUGUGAAGCCCAUACCCAAAGCACCACGAACACCGUCUCCAGAGCCUGUAGACAAUGCAAAGCCGCAGAAGAAGACUGUCGAUAGUGAUGGCGAAACUCCCAAUGGUCAACUCACAACCUUUCCGUACAACCCUGAGAACAUCCUUACUGAACCUGAGCCAGAAACCCCGAAUGGCCAGUUAACCAACUAUUCUUAUUCAUCAUCGACUUCAUGGGACUCGUGGAACAAGAAGGCUCGCAAAGAAGAAUGGGACUCUGUGAGCAAUGAGACAAGACGUUACGAGUACGAUCCUAUCUCGAACCGCAUGGUGGCGUUGGAUCAUCCAAAGUCCGGCGAGCCGCAUAAGAUGGACACGCCCACUGCUUCGUCAGAGCCUGGAGCUGCAACUGAUCUAAGAGCACUAGCGUCGACAUUGCGAGAGAACAUGGAUGCUGUCAAGUCAACUGCAGCGGACAUUCCUUCGAAUACGUCAAAGGAAGCACGAACGGCAAUACCUGUGCCCACACAAACUACGCCACCUCCUGCUCAUAAGACAUCGGUCUACUUCCCAUCGCUCAUCAACACAUCCGUCGUGCCGAAGACGAAGAAGUCAUCAUCUGUUGCCAUGGUGCCAAAGAACGAGCUCAAUUCACUAACUGCGGCUGAAGUACGCGCAUCUGUAGGAAAGGCCAAGCGGGACACAAUUACCGAACAGCGGCAACACGAUCGCGCCUAUCGACAUGGAAAGCUUGACAUCAAGCGCAGUCCGUGGGACCAAGCGGAGACGCGCAUCAUGCUUGAGAAAGAGCUCGACGGUCUACAUGACAAGAAAGAGGCGCUGCUGAAGCAUGAAGGUGGUCUGUAUCAUAUCGAGAAGCAGAAGAAGGAAUUGGCUAAGAUUGAGCAAAAGUCGGUCGAGGUCAGCAAGCAGCUGAGGAACCUUGACGCUACGGAAGCCAAACUUGCAACUGGAGAGCCCACGGGUGCUUUCGUCUUUGACAAGGCGAACAAGAGCACUGGUCUCGAGACUGCCUUGUCACAGAAGCAAAAUCUCACUUCGACGUCGCCUCCGCAGAAAAGUUCGGCUCUGCAGCAGUCACUGCAGCCUUCUUUAGAGCGCAUGCAAUCAAAGGAACUCAGUCUUGCCGACGAGCUGGAUGAUUCCGCAGCGCAUGAGUCGACUGGAGAACCCAUUAACUACAAGACUACUAAUGUGCCGAGGGACUGGGAGAAGCAGGCUGAUCUGCUCCAAGCAAACCGUGUUCAGCGUACACGCGGAACCAGUCUUCCAGAAAUCGAUCUCGCAGCAGAUAUUAAUGCAAAGAACGCCGCCAAGUCAGCUGUCGAGGAUGCAAUCGAAGCCAAGAAAACUGGAGCACGCUGGACUGACAUCAUGAACGCGAAGCGAGCUGCAUGGGAAGCAGAGCAAGCUGAAAAGAAGGCUGCCAUCGAGACACGAGACGCCAGCAAGAAUGCCACGCUUGAGAAGGCCAAUGCUAUGCUCGAGUCUGAAGUCAAAGAGCAAAAGUUCCUCGUGCAAGCUCACGAGAAUCGAUAUGCACACAAGAUCCGCUCGCUGCGUCAAGAGCUUGACACAGCCUACAAGCAGAGCAGCGUGCAAGGAGAUAUGCAUACCGAACGAAUUCGAAGCCUCGAGCAGGACCUUGAGAGGGCUCAGAAAGCAGCCGGAGAGACUUCCAAGGUCGAAAAGUUCCAGACUGAGCGCGAACGCUAUCAGGGGAAGACCCGAGACCUGCGAUCCGAGCUGGAUGUGGCGUUCAAGCAGAGCACUAUUGCUUCGGAGAAGCAUGUUGAGCGAAUCAGAUACCUGGAAGCCGAGCUCGAGAAAGCUCUCAACCAUCGAACAGACACGCUGGAGGUUGAGAAGCAACGAUAUGUGGGCAAAGUCAAGUCUUUCCGAGAGGAACUUGACAGGAUGUUCAAACAAAGUAGUGCUCAAGGCGAUAAGUAUGUCGAGCGGAUACGUGAGUUGGAGAAGGAGCCUGAGGAAGCGUGGAGGCCUGCUGCUGCUGCUGCUGCACGAUCCGUCGAAGCCACACAGGCUGAGGGUGACUUCAGUGCGAAUGUGGCCAAAUACGCGAACAAUGCCAAGUGGUACAAGCAGCCACAGCACAACACAGCCACGAAGUCUACUGGUCAUGAGGCAGAGAAGGCGGCUCAGAAGCAGGAAAAUCAAGAGCUUGUCCGCGAAGUCAAGAAACCCUACGAGAGCAAGUACGGUACGAUCGAUGUCAACCAUGGCCAGCCGAUCGGUCAGCCAGCGUCACGAACCACGAAGCAAGCACAGCAGGUCGUUGAGGUCGAAUCUGACGUUGAUCUUGGUAAGGCACUGGCAGACUAUGAAUACGAGCAAAGAUAUGGCUACCGUAAGGACAACCUCGAAGCUGAAAUCGCGGCACAAGAGAAAGCGGCGCACGAAGCGCAAGCUCUCAUUGCAGCAGAGUCCUCUGGCAAGAUGAGACACUCGAUCGCCAACAAGCUUGGUCAUGACCUGGACUCCCAAAGUGCUCGCAUCGUUGAUGAUACUGCACCUCGUCUCAUCCCGACCGAAAUAAUCGCCCGCAGUAAGCAAGAAACUGCAAGCUCGAAAGAAGAGCUGAACACCUUCGGCAUCACCUGGGAGGAGCCACCCGUAUACAAAGUUCUUGCAUACGACUCUGGAAACGACAUGUUCUCGACCGCAACCACAUCCUCCAACUUCACAGGCAACGAGCAUCCAAUCUCCAUCCCCGAAGCACUAUCUCAACUGUACCAGCCAGCGCGAUUCGUGCCUCAUUUCUCAGAGCUCCAACGUGAAGGCUACCAAGUCAUCCACGGCACGAAGGACCUUCUCGUCUUCAAAAAAGUGAAGAACUCCCCGCCCGCACUAUCCCUCGUCGACCACGGUCUCGUCAAGCCAGCCACGGAAGAGACGUCAACAACCAAGACUCCCAACACAACCAUCAACCCAGUCGACGGCAUGACCCGCACAAUCGAACCCGAAACCGGCUCCUUCGCUUCCCCCACCGGCUUCGUCGGCGAUAGAUGGGACAACACCACCUCCGCCGAUAACCUCACCGACUCUCUCAAAGAUUACGAUCAAAAGCACUCUUAUAACCCUCGCAUCAAGCGCGAAGAGCGAGUCUUCUCUGGUUCCCGCCUUUCGAGGAAAGAGAGGAGGCGUCAUCAUCACGAACCCAGUACAGAGCAGGUCAAGGAGUACAAGAAGAAGUGGAAGUCCUACAGGAGUAGAAUGAGGUGGGCACUCGGUGUCGGCCUCGGCGCUAGCUGCGUCGCGUAUGGGCUUGGAGCUGCUGCUGAGAGGAAGGAGAGGAGGGAGAGGGAGCGGUGGGAGGAGAUUCUGGAGGGGAGGAAGGGGAGGUGGUGGUGA